This is a messenger RNA of Anopheles arabiensis, 6331 nucleotides long. RefSeq names its product out at first protein (gene oaf). The transcript has 5 exons. The record is from RefSeq and is a predicted model, not a curated record. Lineage: Eukaryota; Metazoa; Arthropoda; Insecta; Diptera; Culicidae. Bases 686 to 1543 code for a protein of 285 amino acids.
CAGUCGUUGCGGGAGGAUGUAUCGCGUUCGGUCUGGUAAAAUCUAAAGAAAAUUGUAUUUCCCGAUAAAUUCCGAAAUGUAAAAUAGUUACUUUACAAAGCAAAUAAUAUUAAAGCCCUUGAAGCUGUCGAAACAAAGGAAACAGCAUGUAGAAAUAGAACGAAACGACACUGACGGUACCGCGUUUGUGCUGCCACGAUUCACUCUGUUUGUGAAAAUGUUGUUUUGAUUGUGAAUCCCCCCCCGUUGUUUUGUGUUUGGUUAAAAUGUAUACUUUCUUUAGUUAGCACUUUUUCCGUGUUGUUGUUUCUGGACGGAUUAUGAUUUUAAUCAGUGAAAAGUAAUCCCUCACAAACAACAAGUGUGUGUGUGUGUGCGCGCGGUCGAUGUGCGAGGUCAGCAAGAUUUUCGUCGUACGGUGUUGUUGUGUAUGUGUGUUCCGUCCGUGAGCGGCAACACAUGUUAAUGUUUUUAUGAAAUUGUACAUUUUAUGUGCAGUUUUAUGCUCGCCGUUAAGUGCAGCAAAGUGCUCUGCCUGUGUGGAAGUUAUUGUUCUGUAAAGUUGAUCGUAGCAAACGUGUUGCGAAAGUGAAUGAUUGUGUAGGAAGGCACGUCGUUCGCCGUCUGUUGGAAAAAGUGAGUAGCAAAAAGCUACAGUAAGUGCAGUGUGUCUGUGUGUGUCAAAAUGAAUGAUUCAGGCGGUAGAACCUCGAGGUAUCUCCUCACCGGGAUGCGUCGUGAGGUGGUGGGAAGCUUAUGCUGCUUCCUUCUCAUCAUAAAUCAGGCAGCAACACAGCUAAUAAUCAACGUACAAAAUCAGGGAGGCGAAAUCGUGCAGGAGACAAUAACGUCCAGUGUUGGCGAUGAAACAUGCACACUAGAGUUCCAGCGGAGUGAUGGAACGCUUAUAACAGAGCUGAUUGACUUCAAAAGUGAAGUACAGGUGCUGAAAGCGCUCGUGCUCGGCGAGGAGGAACGGGGCCAAAGCCAGUAUCAGGUGAUGUGCUUCGUGACCAAAUUCCAGAAAGGAGAUUUCAUCACUGCCGAUGCGAUGGUAAAACUACGACAGAAAAAUCCCAGCACGAUCCGAACGCCGGAAGAAGACCGAGGGAAGGAGAACUACACGAUGACCGGCUGGGUGCUGCUGGACCGUGCCACGCCAAUUUCGCGUCACGUGGCACCGUUCUGCGUGGAGGCGCAGGAGGCCACGUACGUGCGCGAAGCUGACCUGCGGGCGUGGGCCGAACUACCAGGAUCAUCGAUUUCGAUACUGGAGUCGGCGGUGAAGCUGUUCCCGUCGGCCAACACCGUUACGGCACCGUCGCGGUGCAGCGACGUCAGCGCCAUCUGGGCACCGUGCCUCUGCACGCUCGAGAUGUGCAUCGGCUGGUACCCGUGCGGGCUGAAGUACUGCAAGGGCAAGCCGGAAAGCGCACUGCAGAACAACGGGGGCAGCUACCGGUGCGGGAUCAAAACGUGUCGCAAGUGCCACCAGUACACGUACUACGUGCGCGAGAAGCAGCAGUGUUUGUGGGACGAAUGACCGAAAAUGGGCCAUCGGUGCCCUCAGCAGCAAUCUUUAGCAGUGGGAGUGGUAGUGGGAGCAGUGGCAACGACAACAACAUUCGAUACAUCAGAACAUCCGUCUGACGAGCAGGACCGUGUAGAACGGGUCAGCAUUGCCGGAAGCAGCAGCAGCAGCAAACACUUACAGACACGUCCGGGAUGGAGCAAAACACGCAAACCAGAGCACUACAGUGCAAUCGAUUACGGUAAUCGCCACCGAUAUCGGGCAGCUCGGACGGAACAGCAACAGCAACGGUUUGCGGCCGAUUACACCAACCCUCCAGGGCAGCAACAGCACCAGCAGCAGCAGAACAGCCCAUCGUCGUCCUGGUGGGUGUCGUCGCUAUCGGACCUGCUGCUAAUCGGGACGCUGCUACCGAGGGCGGUGCAGUGGACCGGCAGCAAAAAGCAGCACAAUAGUGCCACUGUACCGGCGGCGACCAUUAGCGACAGUAGCGAACGGCGGGCGCUCUCGGUAGUGGUACCUGCAUGCCGGGCCCAACACGAAUCAGAUGAUCGGUGGAGCGUGCAGCACAAAUCACUAUCACCAUCACCAGCAGCAGCAACAGCGUUCAGGUGUGCCGUUGUGGUGGGCAAUGCACCGCCGCCAACCGAAACAAUCGGUGAAUUUAAUUUUACUCAACCAAUAUCACCACCACCAACAACUCCAUUGCCAGCAACAGUGCCAUCGAGAGGGACGGAGAAGGUGACAGGCAGCACCAGAUACCACCAACCGUUUGUAGCCACCACCGCAGAACCACCACCCGCCAACGGUUUGCUGUUGAACGAAAUUAUUUUAUAGCACAAAAAUAGGUUUAAUCAGAAGGACACAUCCCCUUUUUAAGGGCCUACGUUUCGUGUGGUUUGUUAGGCAGAGAAGCCUUCUUUUUUGUCUCUGGUACCUGUCCCUGUCGCACACUGACGGGAACAGAGCAGCAAUUUCCUAAUUCUGUAAUCUGUUCCGCACGACGGCGGUUGUUUUCCCCUUAGGUGCGGAUUUUAUGACCAGCCGUAAAGCGGUCGGAUAGGAUUUCAAGUGUCAAAUGCUGAGCAAGUGGUAAUACGACACGGAUGCUCGUUUGUGUGGCGAGGAAAAAGAAAAAAAAACGUAGUUUCGGUGACCAUUCGGCAGCUACAAGGCUAUGAAUUACAUCUUUCGGAAAAACAAUCUUCAAGCAUUUUAGGGGCUUCAGGUCAGCACACUGGAUGAAUCCAGUAAAAUCGAAGAGUCCUAAACCAUCAGUGAGUUCCAUGCCACCCGUAUCCCGCUUGCAAUGAUCGAUCUUUCACUGUGAUCACACUUUGUCAUCAUUUUCUUUCUUCAGCGCUUAUCCGUAAGAUAUUCGCUCUUUUUUUUCAAGCUAAAACAGGGCCCCGGUCGCUCUAUAGUUCACAAAAGAUGUGCUAGUUUGUAACUGGAUGAGAAGGAUUUAAAAUAACGCACAUACACUGACGACACAGUGGAAAUGGAUCGGAACCGCAUUACAACAAAAGGCCGCAAAUGCCGCCACAGACAAGCAGCGGAACGAUGUUCGCCACGGAUCGACACGGAACCUUGCGGUGUAUGUGUGUAAAGCUAGAGUUCAUGUGGUAGCGAGAAAAGGAAUGAUGAGGAGAAGGAGGAACGUACCGGACACAGUAUUAAAACACUCAAACGAAAUGGGAAAUGUACGAAGCCAUAAAGAAACCCGUAAAGAACAGACCCACGCCAGGAACGGUGGUUCCUUCUGUGCUUCACGUUGCAAGUUCUAUUCUCUUACAUCUUCUGCUCCGCUUUUUCACUUCACUCGCCUUUUAAAGACCGGCCAACGCCGACGGAUUCGACACAUCCUUGUGCAAGGCGUGUGCGUGGAGGUUGAUUACAUUCCUAUGGGUUGGGCGUGCGGAUUUUGUGUUUUUAUUUCCACCAAAGGUGUGCGGCCACGUUCGUUUGCCUUCCUGUAAGAGAGAUUCUUUAAAUUGUUUGUGUUUUUUUCCUCUCCUUUUCUCUCUAUUUGUCUAUUUCAUCUCUUUUUGGUUUUCAACAACGCGACUCGCGUGUGUCCCUACCUUCUAGGGCGAUGAGUUGAAGCAUUAGCCAUACCACCGAUGAAAUUAUUUCAAAUCCUGCCCGGUACGUAGAAGGUAAAUGGCAACACCUUACGGCCGAGGUCGAUGGUGCCCCCCUGCUCGGGGCAAGGCGGAAAUGGUUUCGCUUUUAUCUACUUUUCCUAAUCUAGCUCGCACUCUCUUGCCAAUUUACUUUCCUUAAUUGUUUCUUUCGGUGUGUCGUGUCCGGGGCAGCGCUUAUCCUUCGGCGGGGGGUGGGGUGAAUGAGAACGCACCACCGUGCUUUGUGAGACCGGAAAGGAAACGCUUUCACGGUUGACGCCUUCCUAUAGCUUGCUCGCCCGUCUCGCUCUGGAUGGUGCGUUUUUGCUUUCACAGUGCUUGCGUGUAACAAACCAACAACAUUCCGUGUUGCUCUGCCUCAAGUUGGAAAAGAAUGAGAAAAUUGCACAAUUUUGUUUACCUUACGGUCUGAAGCAUACUGCCCUUUUCCCCCUCUCCCUCUCUUUCUUUCGUUCACUGACAUUGCGGUUUGUCUAUUGCUAAACGAUUUGUAGAGUGGUGGAGAUAUGAAUAGCAAAACCAUACUUGCCUCGCGAGUUUAUACGCACAAAGCGCCUCACGACGCACACAGCGCUUUGUUUCUUUUUUCUUCGCUUCAACCUAAUUUAUAUUCCAACCGUUAUGAAAACAAAAGUGCACUUACUUUUGAAGCACUUGCGCGUUGCGCUCGCCAUUGCUGUCCUUCCUUGAAGAAUGGGAAGUCAAACACGCUCCGUCAAGAACGCUCCGGCGCGGUUGCUGGGUUGGUCUGUGUUUUGCCUCUCGCCAGGCCAGACCUCACUUUUCCCUCAUCUACUCCGUUUGAGUGGUCAUUCGGUGAAGCUCGAGAACCAUGCCAUGAAAUUACUAUUUCGCUUGAAUUUUCAUAGCAAAUGUUGAUUUGUUUCGUUUACCUUUCGUGUUCGCUGUUCGGCGCUCCUCGCUGGCCAAGGGUGGAAAAAAAUGGUGAAAUUGCUUUCAGUAUUCAUGCGCUCUGUUUUGUGGCUUUUUUUGGCACGAUUCCUGAAGCUUCAACGGGUGAAUUGCAGUUACUGGUGUGUGUGCUUUAUGUCUAGGAAGAAAUGAAGAACACAAAUUGAGUAGCCGGAACCUCAUCACAACGUGAAACGUGCGGUCAAAAUUGCACUUGAAAUUCAUUUCCCUCUUUUGGGAAUUUCCCUCGAACAUGGGAAAUGUAACGAGUUUUUCGCUGGAAUCUUCAUUUCGUUUCCGAUAUCAAUAUUUUGCAUACAAUAAUAACCGCACAUCCUCUCUAUCUGUAACACCGCUUUCGGUAAAUGUAAAUGGCGCAGAAAGCAGAUAAACAAAAACCGUGCGCAUUCCUUGUCCAAAAAUAGAUGAGACCUGCGACCAGGUGUGUGUGUAUUUGUUUGGCGUGGCAAGCACUCAACAGGCAACAAGAGCGUUGUUCGCAAGCAAGCAAGUUUCCCUUCCCAUAUUCCUGCAAAACAAUAAUAUUCCACCAGGUGCGCACGUUUCACCGCCGCGUGACAUCCCAGAGCGAAGGAAAAGAGAUGAAACACAAGCGAGAAACCCUAAAUAGAAAGACUCACCUAGGCGAAUUGUGGACCAUGUGACUGCUUCCGGAAGUGAUUCUCCUUCUCCUCUCGAUAGCGGAAAGCCCGUUCUCCUCACCCACCCCCCACGAAGAAAAUGCUUUCUCCUUCCGUGAUGCCGUUCCGUUUCGGUGACACUUGACAUCGUGUCGCAGCUCUUUGGUGGUAAAGCUUUUCGAGCCCCACCACUCGUGGGCGAGUGGACUCUUCUUUCGCUUUCAAAAGAAAAUGUACUUACGCGUCCGAUGGGGGAGAAGCUGGGAAGAUACAAACAGCCAACCUAUGGCCCAAGCGAGCCAUAAUGAGAAAGGGAGAUGGAAAAGCCCAAAUCAAAAGCUGUCUUUUGCUGCUGCUGCUGCUACUAGUGCUGCAGAAGGAAGCGCAGAGUGCCGUACCAAAACAAAAGGUGAAACAGAAACGCCCCGGCAAAAACACGGGAAACCGCCGUAGAGCAUUCUUGCCAUUGCUGUGUUCCUGUGCCAUUGCCACUCAAAGUUCUGGCAGGAUCUUUGUUUGAAUACAUAAUUUGUUUAUGCAGAAGUAGCAGCAGCAGCAGCAGCAUCAUCGUGGUGAAGAUAGAAGCCAACCAGCGCCAGCCAAGAAACGACACGAGUACUCGUUGCUGUUGGGGGUUUGGGUUCGCCGUAGUAAGUUCAUUUCCUGUGUCUCGUUCCCCUUAUUUCGAUGUCGUCUGCUGGCUGCGUCGUCGUCAUACUGUGACGGGUCCAACUAGGUCCAACCGUUCCACUGCAGCGUCCGAGUUCUGUUUUUUUCUCUCUGCAAACCAGCCUUCUACCUUCUUGAUGUGUACACAUUCCGGGCGAAGCAACUACUCGUUCGACUAUGCUCCCCAUUCCUGGCUAAAUUUGUGUGUGUGUAUACCUGCUUAUUUGUGGUGUUCCCGUUGGCUGGUUGUCGUUAGAAUCGUUUAUGUUUAUUUAUUGCUAUGUGUCUUCUUUGACCGGUUGGUAGAAAAGCGAGAGGAAAACGUGUGUUGGAGGUUCCCGGGGAAAGAGGACACUACAACGAUAGGGCAAGUAAUUUUCGCAUUUGUAAAUACACGUUCGUUCAUUCGCUCUUGCCAGCGUUCAAGCAAA